AUGGGAAAGAAACAGGAGGAAAGUUCGGAGUAUGGGGAACCAGCCCAGUAUGACCCAACCUUCAAUGGACCCAUCCACAAAAGGGGAUGCACUGACAUCAUCUGCUGUGUGCUUUUUAUGCUUGUCAUCGCUGGAUACAUGGUAGUGGGAAUUCUGGCCUGGCUGUAUGGAGAUCCACGGCAUGUACUGUACCCUAGGAACUCUACUGGAAUGUUCUGUGGGAUCGGACCGAACGCGAAUAAGCCCAAUGUUUUUUAUUUUGACAUUCUGAAAUGUGCGACAGCAACUAACGUCAUGGCUGCUGCUCUGCAGGGACUCCAGUGCCCGACUACACAGAUUUGUGUGGAGUCCUGUCCCGAUCAGUUCUGGGCUCUUAAUCCGCUGGCCUACGUCCCAACUGCCAAACCAGAUACUUAUUUCAAUAAGGAUUACUGUGUUCCCUCACUUGACCUGAAAAAUACAGACCUGACAGUGACACAGAUUGUGGAAAAGGAGCUAUGUCCGUUUUUCUACACUCCUACCACAGCAGUGCUGGGCAGAUGUUUGCCCAGUUUGGGAGGGGACACAUACUCCCCUGAAAACAUCCCUUCUAACUUCACAUUGCCUGGGCUGAAUUUGAAUGAAACCGUGUCUGUGAUCAGGAACGCCACUGGUGACCUGGUGAACGGAUUUAACGCCAGGGAGGUCGGGAUUCGGAUCUUUGAGGACUUUGCGUCGUCAUGGCCAUGGAUCCUUGCUGGACUUGCCAUCGCCAUGGUGACCAGUAUGCUCUUCCUCCUGCUCCUGCGCUUCAUUGCAGCCAUUCUCAUCUGGAUUCUCAUAUUCGGAGUGCUCGCGGUCGGCGCUUUCGGUAUAUGGUACUGCUACAAUGAGUAUGAUGAGCUUAAGAAUUCCUCUCUGUCUUUCAAUGAUGUGGGUUUUACCACCAAUGUCAACGUCUACCUGCAAGUCAGAGACACCUGGCUGGCUUUCUUGAUUAUCCUGAGUGUGGUCGAGGGGAUUUUGAUCCUGACUCUGAUCUUCCUGAGGACUCGGAUUCUCAUUGCCAUCGCUCUCAUCCAGGAAUCCAGCAGGGCUGUUGGUUACAUGAUGUCCACUCUGUUUUACCCUCUGGUCACAUUUGUUCUCAUCGUGGUCUGUGUGUCCUACUGGGGAAUCACUGCACUAUAUCUGGCUACUUCUGGAGCUCCAAUCUACAAGGUGGUAGCCCUGAACUCCUCUAUGGCAGGCUGCAACUCCAUCACUGGCAACGAAACCUGUGACCCACUGGUCUUUAACAGCACGGCUCAGUCUUCCUGUCCGUCUGCCAGCUGCAUCUUCAUCAAGUACAACGAUGAGGGCCUGCUCCAGCGCAACCUCUUCAACCUGCAGAUCUAUAACGUGGUGGCCUUCCUCUGGUGUGUCAACUUCGUCAUCGCCCUGGGACAGUGUUCGCUGGCCGGAGCCUUCGCCUCUUACUAUUGGGCCUUCAGCAAGCCCUCCGACAUCCCAGCAUUCCCUCUGACCCAGGCCUUCAUGCGCACUCUACGCUACCACGUGGGCUCGCUGGCGUUUGGUGCUCUGAUCCUCACUCUGGUUCAGCUGGUCAGGAUAGUGCUGGAGUACCUGGACCACAAGUUCAGAUCGGCCCAGAACCCGUGUGCCCGUUUCCUGAUGUGUUGUCUGAAGUGCUGUUUCUGGUGUCUGGAGAAAUUCAUCAAGUUCCUGAACAGAAACGCGUACAUCAUGAUUGCCAUAUAUGGGAAAAAUUUCUGCGUCUCAGCCAAAAAGGCGUUCUUUCUGUUAAUGAGGAACAUCGUGAGGGUGGUUGUGCUGGAUAAAGUGACAGAUCUGCUCUUGUUUUUCGGCAAGCUGCUGGUGGUGGGAGGAGUGGGUGUGCUGGCCUUUUAUUUCUUCUCGGGGAGAAUCCAGGCUCCAGGCGACUCAUUUGAGGCAACUGCCCUCAACUACUACUGGAUGCCAAUCAUAACAGUGGUGGUUGGUUCGUACCUCAUCGCCCAUGGAUUCUUCAGUGUCUACAACAUGUGUGUGGACACACUCUUCCUGUGCUUCUUGGAAGAUCUGGAGAGACAUGAUGGAACAAUGCAGAAGCCAUACUACAUGUCCAAGAACCUGAUGAAAAUUCUCAACAAGAAAAAUCAGCAACCAAAAAGAGCCAAAAACUGA
Messenger RNA from Chanos chanos (milkfish), 2166 nucleotides. It is a transcript of the gene slc44a4, whose product is annotated as solute carrier family 44 member 4. The transcript has 22 exons. Lineage: Eukaryota; Metazoa; Chordata; Actinopteri; Gonorynchiformes; Chanidae. Gene Ontology annotation, biological process: choline transport; thiamine pyrophosphate transmembrane transport. Gene Ontology annotation, cellular component: plasma membrane. Gene Ontology annotation, molecular function: thiamine pyrophosphate transmembrane transporter activity. Bases 1 to 2166 code for a protein of 721 amino acids. The record is from RefSeq and is a predicted model, not a curated record.